AGGUCUCACUUCUGUGGGAGGUUGUGAAUGACCCCACUGGGGCAGAAGUCCUGAGAAGCCCAUCUGGUCAUAGCAUCCCCACAUCGUGGCCGCACAGCAGACUCCUCUCCCUCCCUGUUAUGCACCAAGGCAAUGCCCAAUGCCCAAUGGACUGGGCAACGCUGAUGAAGACACAGGUGCUACUGAGUCUGAGUCCCUUCGAGAACACUCUCAUGCAGACUCUCUGUUUAGUCUGUCCUCUAGCUGCCAGCCACCCCCCAACCAGGAAGGUUGAAAUCAAUGAAACGAUCACUCACUUACUUGUUUAUCAGUCUAAUACUUAUUAAAAACCUAUUUGUGCUAGUCACUGGAUUAGACAUGGGGUUGACAAAGAUGAAUAGAAGGUUCUAUACUCUCAGGAUCUCAGAGUCAAGCUAACAGAUCAUCAGGAUUUGGUCAAUGAUGGAGGGAAAUACAUGUCAGACCUCAGAGGAGGGAGGACUGGAUGCUUAUCUACCUUCAUGUCUUAGUCCAUCUGGUGCUGCUAUAACAAAAUACCACAACUGGCUAAUUUAUGAGGGAAAGAAAUGUAUGUCUUCCAGUUCUGGAGGUUGAGAAAUUCAAGGUCAAGAGACACACAUCUGUUUUCCUUGCCAACAGCACUCCUGCAAACAUGGUGAACAUUCCUAAAACCCGCUGGAUGUUCUGUAAGAAGUGUGGCAAACACCAACCCCAUAAAGUGACACAGUACAAGAAGGGCAAGGAUUCUCUGUAUGCACAGGGAAAGCAGCGUUAUGACAGGAAACGUGUGUGUGGUGGGCAGAUGAAGCCCAUUUUCAGGAAAAAGGCUAAAACUACAAAGAAGAUUGUGCUGAGGCUUGAGUGUGCUGAACCUAACUGCAGAUCUAAGAAAAUGCUGUCUAUUAAGGAUGCAAGCAUUUUGAACUGGGAGGAGAUAAGAAGAGAAAGGGCCAAGUGAUCCAGUUCUAAGCUUCAUUGUUUGUUUUGUUAUAAAGAUAAUACAAUGUUGAGGUUCUCUUCAAAAAAAAAAAGACCCACAUCUGGUGAGGGUCUGCAUGCUGUUGUCAUUCUAUGGCAGAAGGUAGAAGGCACAGGGGCAAGAGAUGAUACUCUAGAGAGAACCCAAAGAGUGGGGCAGAACUCAUCCUUUUUAUUAAGGACCUUCUACUCCCUUGAUAACUUUCUCCAUUCAGAUUUGACAGAUUAAUGGAUUAAUUCAUUCAUUUUGAAUGUCCAUGACCUCAUCACCUCUUAUUA
This is a messenger RNA of Sciurus carolinensis (gray squirrel), 1257 nucleotides long. RefSeq names its product 60S ribosomal protein L36a-like. The record is from RefSeq and is a predicted model, not a curated record. Gene Ontology annotation, cellular component: cytosolic large ribosomal subunit; ribosome. The transcript has a single exon. Gene Ontology annotation, molecular function: structural constituent of ribosome. The coding region runs from base 554 to 958 and encodes 134 amino acids. Gene Ontology annotation, biological process: translation. NCBI's taxonomy places the organism in Eukaryota, Metazoa, Chordata, Mammalia, Rodentia, Sciuridae.